Molecule: messenger RNA, 1062 nt
Organism: Penicillium oxalicum
Lineage: Eukaryota; Fungi; Ascomycota; Eurotiomycetes; Eurotiales; Aspergillaceae
Exons: 2
Coding region: 1-1062 (353 amino acids)
Source: RefSeq, a predicted model, not a curated record
AUGAAGUCCUCAACGUGCGUCUUGCUGGCUUUGAGCCUCGUGGGUGGUUCGGUGGCCCUGGACCGAGUGACCUCAACAGUGGCCGGAGUUGCUGAAUACACAGGCCAGCCUGUGGAUGUCUAUGGUCCUCUUCCGACGCUCAUCUAUAAUUGCAACAAUAUGCCUUCAAUUUGCAAAAAUGUGCAAGAGUAUUUGGACGACAAUGGUCUUCAAAUGGGUGGCGGGUUGGACUUCCACUAUGACUCUGACGGAUCGAGUACGAAGAAACGUCGCAGACAAUCGUGCCCCGGCUCAUCGGCCUGGACGAACAGUCUACCCUUUCCAUGUGGCAGUGAUCCGGCACAGCCGAACGUUAUGCCAGGUAAUUUGCCUGCUCGUGUCGGACCUCUUGCGACCUGGUUGAACCCCGAGUUUGAGAUGGAGAUUCCGAAUCUCCUCGGAACCGGUCCCAGUGGAAUGAGAUACACCUGUGACGAGUUUCCCGCUGCAUCGUAUGUUCCUACCAUCAUCUCCCCAAUCGCUGCCGCUUCUGACAUGCUUUUCUCCAGCUGGAUUGAAGGAGGUGUGAAUGGUUUGCAGCCGUACACCAGUAUAUACUGCGCACCCAAGGCCGUAUCUUGUGAUUCCAAUGUUUGGGCCAAUGUCCUGCAGGGCAAUCCGAAUUAUCCCAACACUCAGAGUGAACAGGACUGGCAAGGCCGCGCGCACGCGUUACUUGGAAAUUACGCCAAAGCACGGAGCUCUUGGCAGAACCCGGUGAUGAAAUUCCACUUUACCACCACCGCAUUGGCAGCCGGUAGUGCUGCCACCGCGGCUCAGAUUGUGAUGCCCGCCUAUCCGGGCAAACCCGCUCAGACAGCAUCUUCCAACACCAAGCGUGACUCGAUGAAGAAGGUCGACGGUGGGUUCCACUGUACCGGCAAAUUCUGUGAGGAGCUGAAGGGUGCUGGCUUCGCUAUUGAUGCUCCACCACCCAGCGCCUCCUUUGAGUUGCACCGGGGGACCGGCGAUGUCACCCAUGCCGAUUCUCCACAUGCUACUUUGCAUAUUCUUACCGUCUAG